Messenger RNA from Adineta ricciae, 918 nucleotides. The record is from the annotation of a GenBank genome assembly. NCBI's taxonomy places the organism in Eukaryota, Metazoa, Rotifera, Eurotatoria, Adinetida, Adinetidae.
AUGUCCCUGGUAUCCACUUCUCAGCAAAUCAUCGUUUACAGCGGAAUAGUUCUUUUUCUUGUUGGAAUAACUGGUAACACAAUGAAUAUAAUCAUAUUUUCCAAUGUUCCUGCGUAUCGUCGAGCACCAGCCGCAUUCUAUUUUCUUAUCGAAUCAAUAUUCAAAUGUAUUUUCUUAUUGGUCAAUCUUCCGCCACGUAUAAUUGCUUUCAGUUUUGGAUAUGAUUUUGCUAACAUGUCAGUCAUCUGGUGUAAAACAAGACAAUAUCUCCUGAUGAUGUCGAGCGCAACAGCAAUUAGUUGCAUAUGUCUAUCUACGAUUGAUCAAUAUUUCGUUACAUCCUCAAAUCCAUCGCUACGUCGUAUGAGUCAAAUAAAAUGGUCACGUCGAAUAGUAAUAAUCGUGAUUAUUACUUGGUGUCUUCACGCCAUUCCCUUUUGCUUAUAUUUCAAUAUUUCACCAAUUACGAAAACAUGUAUCAGCACGAAUCGAACUCUAUCAUUCUAUAUUCCCAUAUAUUUUCUUCUUGUUGUUUGUACGACUCCAGUUUUAAUUAUAAGUAUUUUUACUGGCUUAGCUUACCGAAAUAUUCGCCGGACGGCAGUUCCCGCUCGACAACGGGCUGAUCGGCAGUUAAUACAAAUGACUUUAAUGCAAGUCAUUCUUGUUCUACUCUGCAUUACUCAACUUGGCGGUUGGUAUGUGUAUACUGUGAUCACUUCGGGAACUGUUAAAAAUCAAGACCAAAUGCUGAAAGAGUACCUUAUCUACGCAAUAAUCAGUACUGAAACAACAUUAUACUACUCUGGAAGUUUCUAUGUAUUUGUUUGCACAUCAAGCCGUUUUCGUCAAACGAUAAAGGAAUUUUUCUUCGCACGACGAAGAAGCAAUACAGUACAUCCACCUCAGCAAACGUGA